Molecule: messenger RNA, 1169 nt
Organism: Hemibagrus wyckioides
Lineage: Eukaryota; Metazoa; Chordata; Actinopteri; Siluriformes; Bagridae
Product: serine/threonine-protein kinase pim-2-like
Exons: 7
Coding region: 204-1157 (317 amino acids)
Biological process (GO): protein autophosphorylation; negative regulation of apoptotic process; regulation of mitotic cell cycle
Cellular component (GO): cytoplasm
Molecular function (GO): protein serine/threonine kinase activity; ATP binding
Source: RefSeq, a predicted model, not a curated record
AGGACAAAGCAGAAAUUCGUAGCUCUCCUGAUAAACCAAAUUGCACCAGCUCUGAUUCUGAGGAACAUCUGGAGUUCGACCCUUCAGUUCACAGUGAGUUUAAUUCACGGUACACUGUGGGAGAGCUGCUGGGGACAGGAGGCUUCGGCUCAGUCUUCGCUGGAGUCCGUAAGGCAGAUGAACAACCGGUGGCCAUCAAAGUGAUGACCAAAGAUCCCCAUGAUAUAUUCAUCGCCAUCCCCGGAGAGACGCUCAAGCUCCCUCUAGAGGUGGCGUUAAUGAAGAUGGUGUCCAAGCCUCCUUCUUGUGAGAACAUGGUGGAGCUGCUGGAAUGGUUCGAGACGUCUGAUAUCUACAUCUUGGUGCUGGAGCGCCCCGUCCCCUGCAUGGACCUCUAUCGGUUCUGUAAGCUUAACAACCGUCGACUGUCUGAAUCGGUGGCUCGAGAGGUCAUGAGGCAGGUGGUUCAGGCUGCUCAUCACUGCUGUUUACGUGGAGUUCUUCACCGUGACAUCAAGCCUAACAAUAUUCUGAUCAAUCCUGACACGCUUUUGGUGAAACUGAUCGACUUUGGCUGUGGGGAUUUGUUGAUAUAUGAGCCCUACAGGGAGUAUGCAGGCACUGAUGGUUACUAUCCUCCUGAGUGGGUUCUCCAAAGAGAGUAUUUCGGCGUUCCUGCUACUGUCUGGAGUCUGGGUAUAGUCCUUUAUGAACUGGUCCAUGGAGAAUUGCCCUUCAUGAGCGAUGAAGAGCUUACUGAUGGACGACUGUGCUUCCAUUCUGGUGUGUCUGAGGAGUGCUGCGAUCUGAUUCGCCUCUGCCUGGAACAGGACCCUUCUUCUCGGCCAGGUUUCAGUGAAAUCCAGGCCCACAAGUGGUUUAAGAAGGAAAGUCAGGACUCAGUCCAAGGACCUGCGAAUACACCUCCCUCCUGCAGCUGUGAUGGAGAAACAGAUGUUUGCUGCUGGUGUCUUUGGCAUCAUCUCAGGUGGACAGAUAUAAAAGGAUCGCGCUUCUACAGGAUUCUGACCUCAGACGUCACUACAUUCUUAAACGCUACUCGGACAGUCGUACAGUUACGCCUGCAGCGGGCGGAGUCUGGCAUGAACAGAGGCGUGUCUCUGUUUACAUCAUUAACAAUAUUGAAAAACAAUUAAUAAAAAAAAAGU